AUGUCUGAGCAUUCCACCAUCACAGCAUCCAUCUCUUGCUUAUGUGGGAAAGUAUCUUCUCAGCAGAUAGCCCUAGCAUCCUUAGUCAAAUCCCUUAACGAAGUUCCUCUUUGUCACUGCAGCGCUUGCCGCACAACAAGCGGAGUCCUUUGCACCUCCUACUACUCUCUGCUAACACCAGACCCAACACUACAACCCCAUUUAAAAUCCCAGUACGGAGACGACCAGCUAGUAUCCAAUCCGUAUUUGCGAGAAUAUGUUGAAUCCCCUCGACUGAGUCGGUGGUUUUGUGGUGUCUGUGGUGCUCAUGCCCUUACACAACUGAAGCCAGAAAACAGGUAUUUGAUUGCUGCGGGGCUUGUUGUUCCUACUGCAUCGUCUAUGUCCGAUUCAGAAUGUGUUGCAGUUCAUUGGUGUGUCGGAGAGACUCAUGAUGGUGGGCUAAGUGUUUUCAUGCCUGGCUCGGCGGAUUCCGGCGGCAUUGCAUGUCUUAUCGGGUCUGUAGAUGCUGCGAACACGCCCAUUACGAGAUCAACGAUGCUUGAACACGAUGUAGGAGAAAAUAAGACAGAAAACUCCGACGAAGACAUACUGCAAGCUCAAUGCCACUGCGGAGGCACAAGCUUCACCGUCACCCGUCCCAACGACAAGUCCAAAGCACCCUGGUCCCCAUGGCCUGACAUGAUCGUACCCUAUCAUUCCGGUUCUCCAAAGAAUCCCGAAUACGUCAAAUGGUGGCUCCGUGCCAACGACACCAAGUACUUUGCCGGCACCUGCGCCUGUAACUCAUGUCGACUAGGCAGUGGCUUCCCAAUCCAAUGUUGGGCAUUCAUACCUAAAGCCAAUCUCGUGAUGAAUCAGGGCAACACAUUUACUUACGAAACAGGAACAAUGAAACGAUUCGAAAGCAGCCCCGGGGUGUAUAGAGAGUUCUGUGAUACGUGUGGUGCGACGGUGUUCUGGCAUUGUGAUGAGAGACCUGGUGUGGUUGAUGUGAGUGUUGGAUUAUUGCGAUCCAGUAGUUACUGGGGCCAGGGCGGAGGAUUGGCUGGAAUGGGCAACUGGGAGAGUGAGCUUUGCUGA
Molecule: messenger RNA, 1083 nt
Organism: Talaromyces marneffei
Lineage: Eukaryota; Fungi; Ascomycota; Eurotiomycetes; Eurotiales; Trichocomaceae
Exons: 1
Coding region: 1-1083 (360 amino acids)
Molecular function (GO): carbon-sulfur lyase activity
Source: RefSeq, a predicted model, not a curated record